AUGGAUUGGAGAAAACUUUUCGGCUAUCAACAGGGGCACGAGCUUCAAUUCUUCCCACCAAAAUCUCGCGAUUCCAACCCCAUUAUUCAGCCUCCUCCAGAAGUUUAUAAAGCUGGGAUUGCCGAAUGGAGGACAUCUCUCGUGGGUCAAUUCCUUGGGGCUGCACCAAAUUUCACUACUAUGCAGAGGAUCAUUGAGAAUCUAUGGAAUAACCCAAAUAAGGGGAUUCACAUCCAGGUGAGUUUCGCAGGCAGUAACUUAUAUUUAUUCACUUUCAAUUCUGAUUCUGCAAGAAAUUGGGUUAUGGAAAAUGGUCCUUGGCACAUAUUAAACAUACCUUUAAUCUUAAGGAAAUGGGAACCUAACUCAACUAGACUGCACUUUGAUCUUUCUCGCAUUCCCUUAUGGGUUCAUCUGUAUAGUGUUUCGUUUGAAUUAUUUUUAAGAGAGGGUCUAAGUUAUAUUGCUAGUGCAAUAGGAAUCCCUCUUUCGAUGGAUUCUAUCACAGCUUCAAAGACACGAUUAGAAUUUGCUAAAAUAUGUGUGGAGAUAGGAGUAAAUGAUGAAAUUCCUAAAACUAUUGAUGUAAUCUUUGCUAAUGGCCAAUCUACUUCUGUCUACGUUGAAGUACCUUGGUUUCCUUCAAGCUGCAAACGAUGCAAUACAUUUGGCCACAAUGAUAAAGGAUGUUUGGCUAAAGCUUCUGGUGUUUCUAAUCCUUCUCAAGUCUGGAGAAAUAAAGGAGAUUAUCUUCCUUUAGCUCCUAACAACAUUCCUAUUAAUAUUGGUUCUACUCAAGACAAUUCUUAUUAUGAUCCUACAAAAGAUUGUAAUUCUUCAAAGGAACCUUCUAAUACCUCUGCCUCUGAGGACCCCUCUUCAUCCUCCCCGGUUCCUGUAGGGAUUUUCUCUACCCAUAUCAAUUCUGACUCUUAUAAAGAACCACUAAAUUCUUCUUUAUGCCUUUUGGGCACUAUUGUUGUGAAUGAUCAGUCUUCAUCUUUACUUACAACAUCAGAGGUUUCUUUACCAAUCACUGUUAAUGACCCCCUUGAAGUAGGUUCUCUUUCUCCUUCACCUUCAGAAUUAGGAAAUAAAUCUGCUUCUCUUCCUAAAAGAGGUAGAGAAAGAUCUGUCAAGAUUAAAUCAAAGAAUGCUCUCAAAGGAUCCUCCAAUAGAUUUGAGGUCCUUAGUACUGUUGACGAAACUUCUUCCUCCUUGGAGGAUCACAAUAGAAAACCAAGGUCUACUUCUUUGGGUGUGGCUUUAUUAAUCAAAGACCUCAAAAACAAAAAGAAAGAAUAUCUUAUUAAAGCUAAAAGUCUUUCAGAAAGUGUCAAUGGGAGUGAUCUGGGCUUCUCUUCUCAAUGA
This is a messenger RNA of Hibiscus syriacus, 1371 nucleotides long. RefSeq lists its product as uncharacterized. The coding region runs from base 1 to 1371 and encodes 456 amino acids. The record is from RefSeq and is a predicted model, not a curated record. NCBI's taxonomy places the organism in Eukaryota, Viridiplantae, Streptophyta, Magnoliopsida, Malvales, Malvaceae. The transcript has a single exon.